This is a messenger RNA of Dibothriocephalus latus, 699 nucleotides long. The record is from the annotation of a GenBank genome assembly. Lineage: Eukaryota; Metazoa; Platyhelminthes; Cestoda; Diphyllobothriidea; Diphyllobothriidae.
AUGGUCCAAGAAAUUAAAGCCAAACAUAUUGGCAGUUUCUAUGAGCGAGAUGGUCCACUGGAUUUUAAUCAGCUAAUGAAUAAACUGAAGGAAGUGUCCGCGUCACGGCAAGCAAACUAUGUACCAACUCGUCUCCAGAUCCUUGACAACAAAGUGCUAACAGUACAUGUAAACAACCAACCGAAACCGUCCGAAGUGUUCAAAUUGGCGUUGGUUGAAGACGUCAACGGAUAUACAGCGACAAAGCGCAGCGCCAAGUUUCGCCAUUUACUCACAUUCCGCUAUAAAUUGAGUAAGGUUAAUGGCGGCCAUAAUUACGACGAGGUCCACACCUUUCUACUGAAUACAGAACCGGAACUGACAACGGCAGUAUCCAUGCUCAAGAAAGCCAUUAAUUCUGCCAAGAGUACUGAUUGCGACUUUCCACCCAAAUUGCCACUUUUUGAUGGCCGAAGAUAUGCUUCACCAAGGCGGCCGUCUAUGGAAAGAAUGCGGCGACGAAACUCGGCCGAAGUGGCCAGAUUGCAAACAACACCAGCGCUGAGUGCACAGAGGAGAGCCUCCCCCGAACUACCAUCUCGAGAAUUUUCAUUGGAUGCAGUACGGGCACAAAAUCGACUACCGCGCACAUCAAGGCCUCGAAACGAGGCAAGUUCAGAACCCAUCUUUGCAUUUUUGACUGUUUACCUUUCUCAGUAA